AUGCCGAGAAGAAGCCGGCCCGCAGGUGGCAUCCUCAUGGGCUGCUUCUGCGGUGCGCAUCGCCCGGACCUAGGGCUUGCCUUAUUUGGCCGCUUCCUCGGGACAGGCCUCAAGACAAACAAGAUUGUGGCCACCACCUUCCUCAAGUGCCUCUGCUACGCCAAACGUACAGAUGAGGCUGUCAACUUGCUGCUUCGUAGGAUGCCCGAGCUUGGCUGCGUGCCUGAUGCAAUCUCAUACACCAUUGUUCUGAAGAGCUUAUGCGAGAAUAGCAUGAGUCAGCGGGCACUUGACCUGCUCCAGAUGGUGGCAGAAGGAGGAGGUGCCUGCUCCCUCAAUGUGGUGGUGUAUAGCACAGUCAUCCAUGGCUUCUUCAAGGAGGGCGAAACAGGCAAGGCAUGCAAUCUAUUCCAUGAAAUGAUCCAUCAAGGGGUUGUGCCCAAUGUGGUCACGUAUAGCUCGAUUAUUGAUGCGUUGUGCAAGGCCAGAGCAAUGGACAAGGCAGAGCUAGUCCUUCAACAGAUGGUUGAUAGUGGUGCUCAACCGAAUAAUGUGACAUAUAAUUGCAUGAUCCAUGGAUAUUCCACAUCAGGGCAGUUGAAAGAGGCUGCUAAAAUGUUUAGAAAAAUGACAAGCCAUGGUCUUGUACCAAAUGCAGUCACUUGCAGCUCGUUAAUGACUUCCCUUUGCAAGCAUGGAAGAAGCAAAGAAGCGGCGGAAAUAUUUUAUUCCAUGACUGCCAAGGGCCACAAACCGGAUGCCGUCUCGUACCGUAUUUUGCUUCAUGGGUAUGCCAAUGAAGGAUGCUUUGCUGAUAUGAUUGAUUGA
Triticum turgidum subsp. durum (durum wheat) is the source of this 828-nucleotide messenger RNA. NCBI's taxonomy places the organism in Eukaryota, Viridiplantae, Streptophyta, Magnoliopsida, Poales, Poaceae. The record is from the annotation of a GenBank genome assembly.